AAUUAGUAUUCAGAUAGAUUCGAUAGGGUUUCACCGCAGAUCGAAGAUUUGUGAAGAAAGCGUAACCCUAGGUUGACGACGACGACGCAGAGAAGAAAGCCAAUCCAAGAGCCGGCGGACGGACUUAUCUCUCACUUAAAGAUGUCAAGCGCUUGGACAAAAAUGAGCUUUUGGAAUGAAUAGGGAAUGUAAAUGGGGAGUGGGAGAGAUCAGGGUGGAGUUUUGGUUGUUUGUUUAUAGUUGGAGGUUCUUGAUCACUCUAGAAGAUCUCCAUCUGCAAAAUUUUAAAGAUGAUGAAGAGAUUGAUUUUUUUUGAAACAAAUUAUAGCUGUGGAGCUUUUUGGAGAAUAUUGCCAAUGGAGCUUGUGCAGCACUGCUCACCUAAAGGAUUGCUCUCUUGGUUGGCUUAAUGGGGUUAAUAUUUGCUCAAUAGCUGAAAAUGAGCAGCGGUCGCUUUUCUAGGAUGAUUUACGUUGGAAAUCUCCCUGCUGAUAUAAAGGAGUGGGAAGUCGAGGACAUAUUUUACAAGUAUGGCCGCAUAUUGGAAGUUGAACUAAAAAUCCCUCCACGUCCUCCUGCUUAUUGUUUUGUGGAGUUUGAGAGCUCUAGGGAUGCUGAAGAUGCAAUCAGGGGCCGAGAUGGCUACAAUUUUGAUGGUUGCCGUUUGAGGGUUGAGCUUGCUCACGGUGGUAGAGGGCCAUCCUCAUCGGGCGAUCGUCGUAGUAACUAUGGUGGUGGUGGCGGAGGCGGGGGUGGAGGUGGGGGUGGUGGAGGCCGUAAUGGCAUUUCACGCCACACUGAAUUUCGAGUUAUUGUUCGGGGACUUCCUUCAUCAGCUUCCUGGCAAGAUUUGAAAGAUCAUAUGCGAAAAGCUGGUGAUGUGUGCUUUGCUGAAGUUUCUCGUGAUAGUGAGGGAACAUUUGGUCUAGUUGAUUAUACUAAUUAUGAGGAUAUGAAGUAUGCUAUCAGGAAGUUAGAUGACACAGAGUUCAAAAAUCCUUGGACAAGGGGCUAUAUCCGGGUGAAGGCAUAUGAUAGAAGUCCAUCACGAAGCAGAAGCAGAAGUAGAAGCCGAAGUCCAAGGAAGAAGAGAAGCAAGUCUUUGGAACGAUCGGUUUCUAAGUCACCAUCAAGAUCUAGAUCUGCAUCUCCUGUCAAACCGGCCAGACUAAGGUCCAAGUCUAGGUCCAGGUCCAGAUCCAAAUCGAGGUCCGGAUCUCCUCGUCAGGCUCGGUCAGGGAGUGCUUGAUUGAUGAUUCUAAUAAUUGAGGUGGUGACAAUUUAGCUAUUACUUAAAUGUGGGCACUUUUUGUGAAACCUCUAAUAUUAUUAGUCUUGUUAUUUGUGGUGUUUUGGAGAAACCAGAACUUAGACUACUUAAAUUCUUGUUUAGAAAAAUAUAUUUGUUGGUUGAAUUGCUAGUAUGUUUUGUUUAUUGAAGAAUUUGAGAUUUAUCUUUGUUUUUUAACAA
Impatiens glandulifera is the source of this 1471-nucleotide messenger RNA. Its product is annotated as serine/arginine-rich splicing factor SR34A-like. NCBI's taxonomy places the organism in Eukaryota, Viridiplantae, Streptophyta, Magnoliopsida, Ericales, Balsaminaceae. Gene Ontology annotation, cellular component: ribonucleoprotein complex; nucleus; cytoplasm. The transcript is spliced from 14 exons. The coding region runs from base 440 to 1249 and encodes 269 amino acids. Gene Ontology annotation, molecular function: mRNA binding. The record is from RefSeq and is a predicted model, not a curated record.